This is a messenger RNA of Salarias fasciatus (jewelled blenny), 6769 nucleotides long. It is a transcript of the gene extl3, whose product is annotated as exostosin-like glycosyltransferase 3. The coding region runs from base 691 to 3441 and encodes 916 amino acids. Gene Ontology annotation, molecular function: glycosyltransferase activity. Gene Ontology annotation, cellular component: membrane. The record is from RefSeq and is a predicted model, not a curated record. NCBI's taxonomy places the organism in Eukaryota, Metazoa, Chordata, Actinopteri, Blenniiformes, Blenniidae. The transcript has 6 exons.
GGUUGCUCCAACAAUGCAGCUUUUAAUGGAGCUUUUAAUGGUGCUCUGAACGCCGUGAGGGGGAUACGCUGUGCCACCGCAGGCCGGUCCGGAGGCUGGACAGUCCAGCGGCACUUCACGCGGUCUGUUAGCGGGCUCGUGCCUCCUUCGGCUCAGUCUUUCAGGAUAUCCCGGACUCCUUCGCAGCGGUUUCUGUGUUAAGAAGACGAAAGAGAAGUUUUCUGUGCUUCAGUCUCUGGAGGAUUCACUCAUGAACAGUUGGAAAGUGAGGAUAAUUGAGAUGGACCCAGCCAGCCCUCCCAAAUGUCUCACUGGCCUGUGAGCAGCCAUGGCUUCCCUGCAUCGCCCUUCGAGGGGCCCCCCUCCCCACAUGCAGGGUUGUUUUCUGACAUAGGCUCAAGCGAAUUGCUCAAAUUCACAUCAGAAAUGGCAUUGGCCUGUGUGGACUGCAGAGCAUCAGAGUACAUAUUGGAGCACAGGUGAGGUUCAAACUCCAGCCAAUACCCAGAGGACUCCUACGAGGGGGGUAAACAACCUCAGAUGACCUUUGCAGAAGGACAGCGUCACACCACAGCGUUGAUGAUUUAGUAUCCAUCCCACUGCCUUGCUGACAAGGUCGAACAUGGCUGCUGCAGAUCCCCAUAGCAACAGUUCCUUUUCAAGACGAGGGGAAGACUGAGAGGGUCAACGAUGCAGCGAAACGGCGGAGUGGGGGGCGUCGGAGGCCAGCCGUGGGUUUUGCGACGCGUUCGUCUCACAUGGCUCAGUUUCAUGCUCUUCUUCAUCCUGGUCUUCUUCCCACUCAUCGCCCACUACUACCUCACUACCAUUGACGAAGCUGGCGGGCCCGACAAGCGCAUCUUCGGGCCGCGGCCCGGCGGUGAACUGUGCGAGGCCAAGCACGUGCAGGACCUGUGCCGUAUCCGCGAGUCGGUCAGCGAGGAGCUGCUGCAGCUGGAAGCCAAGAGGCAGGACCUUAACGGUGAGAUCGCCCGGCUCAACCUUCGGAUCGAGGCGUGCAAGCGCAGCAUCGACAGCGCAAAGCAGGAUCUGCUGCAGCUGAAGAAUGUCAUUAGUCAAACGGAGCAUUCGUAUAAAGAACUGAUGGCCCAGAAUCAGCCCAAGCUUUCCUUACCUGUCAGAUUACUGCCAGACAAGGACGACCAAGGAAUGCCACCACCCAAGUCUGCGCGCUCCUGCCGUUUGCGCUCAUGCUUCGACUAUGCGCGCUGCCCUCUUACGUCUGGAUUUCCUGUGUAUGUCUAUGACACAGGCACCUAUCAGUGGGGGGACUAUCUUGAUCCACUGGUGAAACAAGCAUUCGCUGCAUCAGUCAAGAGCAACAUCUAUAUUACCGACAACCCCAGCAUAGCCUGUCUGUACCUGGUGCUUGUCGGAGAGCUGCAGGAGUCCCCGUCCUCUCCACUGCCCAGCCCCGCAGAGCUGGAGAAGCAGCUAAAAGCCCUUCCCUACUGGAGAUCUGAUGGACAUAACCACGUUCUGGUGCAUCUCUCCAGAAAGUCUAUGACGCAGAACUUCCUGUAUAAUGUGAGCGCCGGAAGAGCAGCGGUCGCGCAGUCGACGUUUCUGGAGCAGCAGUACCGCGAGGGCUUCGACCUUGUUGUGUCCCCGCUAGUUCACGCCCUGUCAGAGCCCAACUUUCUUGAAGUUCCCCCCCAAGUUCCUGUAAAGAGGAAAUAUCUCUUCACUUUCCAGGGUGAACGGGUGGAGUCCCUGAGGAGCAGCCUGCAGGAGGCGCCGCCUCAAUCUUUUGAGGAGGAACUGGAAGGAGAUCCCCCAGCGGACUACGACGAUCGGAUCAUUGGGACCCUGAAGGCGGUGCAGGACAGUCAUUUAGAUCAGGUGCUGGUGGAGUUCACCUGCAAGAACCCAAGAGCCAGUUUUCCAACAGAGUGGGCUCUGUGUGGGGAGCGGGAAGACCGGCUAGAGGUGCUGAAAGCCUCUACGUUCGCCCUGGUGAUCGCCGCAGGAGAUGGACAGCUGGUGGCCUCAGCAGGCUGUGGAAUGCGCUUGUUCGAGGCUUUAGAGGUGGGGGCCAUCCCCGUCGUUCUAGGGGACCAUUCCAAACUACCUUACCAUCACUUUAUCCGCUGGACUGAAGCAGCUUUGUUAGUCCCUAAACAGCGCGUCACAGAACUACACUUCUUACUACGCAGCCUGUCCGACAACGACAUGCUGGCGAUGAGGCGGCAGGGCCGCUUCCUGUGGGAGACCUACUUCUCCACGUCAGAAAAUGUUCUCAACACCAUCCUGGCCAGUAUCAGAACCAGCAUCCAGGUUCCUGCAGCACCCAUCAAAGAAGAGCCUGCCCAGGAGAUUCCUCAUAAAGCCGGGAAGCUGGCGGGGACCGACGCCAACCUGGCCGACAACGGCGAUCUGGAUUUGGGUCCGGUGGAAACGGAGCCCCCGUACGCCUCUCCACGCUUUCUCCGCAACUUCACAUACACGGCUGCAGACACCUACAGGGCCUGGAACCGGGCUCCGGGGCCGUUUCACCUUUUCCCCCACACUCCUCUCGACCCCGUUCUGCCUUCCGAAGCCAAGUUCCUUGGCUCCGGUACUGGUUUCAGGCCCAUCGGCGGGGGUACCGGGGGCUCUGGGAAGGAGUUUCAGGCCGCGCUGGGUGGGAACGUGCCCAGAGAACAGUUCACGGUGGUGAUGCUGACCUACGAGAGGGAGGAGGUGCUGAUGAACUCCCUGGAGAGACUGAACGGUCUGCCUUACCUCAAUAAGGUAGUAGUGGUGUGGAAUUCACCCAAACCUCCUUCAGAUGACCUGCUGUGGCCAGACAUCGGCCUGCCCAUCGUGGUUGUUCGGACAGAGAAAAAUAGCCUCAACAACCGCUUCCUUCCGUGGGACGCCGUAGAAACCGAAGCCAUCCUGUCCAUCGACGACGACGCCCAUCUUCGACACGAUGAGAUCAUGUUCGGGUUCAGGGUGUGGCGUGAGGCUCGAGAUCGCAUCGUUGGAUUCCCCGGGCGCUAUCACGCCUGGGACAUCAACCACCAGUCGUGGCUCUACAACUCCAACUACUCCUGUGAGCUCUCCAUGGUCCUGACCGGAGCCGCUUUCUUCCACAAGUACUACGCGUACCUGUACUCCUACGUGAUGCCCCAGGCCAUCAGGGACAUGGUGGACGAGUACAUAAACUGCGAAGACAUCGCCAUGAACUUCCUGGUCUCACACAUCACACGCAAGCCGCCCAUCAAGGUCACAUCCCGGUGGACCUUCCGCUGCCCCGGCUGCCCUCAGGCCCUCUCACACGACGACUCGCACUUCCACGAGCGCCACAAGUGCAUCAACUUCUUCGUCAAAGUGUACGGCUACAUGCCGCUGCUGUACACGCAGUUCCGAGUGGACUCGGUGCUGUUCAAGACUCGCUUGCCCCACGACAAGACCAAGUGCUUCAAGUUUAUCUAGCAUCGGGGCCGGGUGACACAGCGGAGAGCCAAAGGACUGGGAGUAUUUAAAGGGAACAGCAGCUCCCGCCCAGAGCGCUGAUGGAGAUGGAUGGGCGGACUUCGAGGAUAAACGCACAAAAAAUAAAAGGUGGAGUCUUGGGUUCGGAUGUUGCCCGAGGAGACUGACAAGUUAACCUUAAGAGCUCUCGGCUGGCGGUCCAAUCCAUAACUCCAGUGAAGAUUUAAAAGAGUGGGAAGCUGAAAGGGACCACUGCCAACAAAACCCGCCUUUUCAGUGGCCGUCACUCUCCUCCUCACCUUCUUAGAUCAUGCCCCAUCAUCAACCACUAGCUUACAGAUGUCACGCGCACCUGAGGAAGGGUGUCCGGUGUACAGAAACUCCGCCCGACCAGGGGGAGUUUGUGAAUAAGUGAGAGGUGAAGACUCGGCGACUUCAGCCCCGAGAGCCCAGCGUGGCGACGGUACGUGGCUGCCACUACGCUUUAUUUUUCUUCUUUCCAUUUCACCGUUAGACUGUACUUCUUGUACAUGUACGUGAGAGAAGCACUGAUGGUCGGAAGUAUUUUAUUGAACUUUUUUUUUUUUUAAAUAAUGUUGUUUAAAUGUAUAAAAAUCUCUAUAUGGAGCGAACGACUUCCAGAAUCUCCGUCUGUGGGAGGUCGGAGUCAAACAGGUCGGCCCAGUCAUGUUUCAAGCAGAAUCACGAGGGAAUUCACUCCAGCGGUCACCAUAAUGCCUCAAACCAGCCACUGGUCCGUCAUUUAGUCUGCCCUCAUCGUGUCUCCUCGUGUUCGAAGAUGGAAGAAAUCAUGUUGAAAUGUAGAAAAAGUCAAGCCACCGCUGCCAAAAUCACAAUAAAUAGGUCAUCUAUCUACUUAGAAUUGUAUUUAUGCAGCAAGUUGUUCUGUUAGGAUGGUGGUAAAUAGGAAAAGAGGAGAGUUGGUGUUUUGGUACAGACACAUAUUUGCUUUCUGGGGAAGAAUUCAGCCAUUUCCUCUCUGAUGCAGAAAAAAUAUGAACAGAAAAGGACUUUACUUUGUUAGGAAAUGCACGCGUUGACUCCGCUUUUCUAAAUUAACAAGACAUUGUGUAGGAAAAAUAUUUGGCUCUGUUUUACUAACGGGAAAUUUUAUUUAUUGUAAGAAACAUUUCUUGUGCUCUUAAUUAACUAGACUAAUUAUUUAGGAAUCAAGUCUUCUGAUCUGCUUUUCUGAAUUAACAAGAUACGUUAGAUGAGUUUUUUCUUUGAUUUUGAAUUUCUAAAGUAAGGUUUCAAAUUCUAUAUAAACAGGUUUCAGGCUCGAUGAGAUAACGAGAAAUACAUCUUCAAAUUAUGUUUCUCUCAAUUUUUUGAGGCAAAUUAUCUUCAACAACUGGACCUUUUUUUUUUUAAUCAAAAAUAUAUUUUUUGAACAAUUGAGUUUACCUAUUGAAUUUUUUUUAAUCUAUUUUUCUUACAAUAAUUUUAACUUUUUUGUUAGUAAUCAAAUUAAAUGCUUUUAUUAUAAUCAUAAUAAAUUGUACUGGUUUAAAAAAAACAGAAAAAUGCCAAUGUGUAAGUAUUUUUUUUCUGAAUUGUUAACUUAUAAAGUUAUUUUUUUGGCUUGAUUGACUGAAAUUUGGCACUAAGCAGAACUUGUACUCCCUCAGUCUUGACCUUGUAUUCUGAUCCCAGUACAGCAUCAGCCUGCUCGGUACAGUUUCAUCCCUUGUAAUCCAGAACAUUUAGGAGCCUCUUCAGUCGGUUUAGAAGUAGUUGUUUUGUUUUUUUUAAUCAAUAAAUGCAAAGUCUUUGUGGAGUUGAUGCAGCACAGCAUCCAUCAGAGUUGACCUGGGAGUAGAAACACAGAGAAGCAGGUUUCGAACCUUCAGCCUGCAGACGCUUAGCUUAGCGCCGCAUAAAGACCGGGAACUAUUCCGUCUCCAUUAGAAGGUAACGCGGCCUGAUCGCGCCACUAAAGCCCGCUGAUUAGCACAUUAUCACUCACUUACUGUAGAGCGGGAGGGAUGCGUCGGCCUCGUCCCUCGGUGGUUUCCUGGCAACCGGCGGAGACGCGAGGAAGUUAAUGGCCCUCGCCGGAGAAACGGUCCGGCUCGUAAACUAGCGACUUCUCGCUUUUAUUCUCUCAUUUCAGUUCAGAUUAAAUAAAUGAGGCUUAAUGCGUUCCAUCCGAGCUGUGGGAGCUUUUCGGAGCUAACCGGCUGCAGACUGCAGCUUGUUCGAUAUUUAUGGGAUUGAUUUCUAAUCCAGGAAGCAAAUAUUGGCCAGAAUGUGAAACUCUUCUCUUUGUUUUAGAGCUCAAGUAUUAGAAGUGUCCGAUCAUGUUCAUGCCAGCCCACCAGCAGUGCGGUCAUCUUUGUUUCAUGCGUCUCUUUUUUUAUUUUUAUUUUGUUUUGUUUUAUUUUUUUGUAAAUCAUUGCUCGAUGAAUGUUUUCUUUGCCAAAUCGGUACGAUGUCUGCUGCUUUCCGACAUCAUUUUGCAGGGUGCACAGUGUGAGCGCGCGUGCUGAAGGGAUGCAGCCCGGUACACCCCACAUCCCCUCCGCACGGUACUUAACCAGGAGCCAGCCCGUCGUGUAUUGUAAACUCCUACGACCUUCAUUUGACCUUGUAAUCUCAACUGGAAAAGUUUCCUUACGUAAUAUAUUCAAAUUAGUGUGGUUCCCCAAAAGUCUGUUCUGUGAGGAUGUUUUUACCAAGCAGAAAGUCAUAAAUCCAUGUCUCUUGUAUAUUUAUUGAAUAUAUUGUUAAAAAAAAAAGGAUUUUCUUUUUUUUAAAAUAACUGAUAAAGACAUGCAAUAAAACGACAAGACAUGGUAGUUUAUUACUCCUAAUCACAGAGAAGUCCCGAUCCGAUUGAGUCGUGGAAUGUAUUUCAUCUCUGAGGAGGAAGGCCAGCCUGUGGCAUGUGAGGGGAGGAGGAGGAGGAGGAGGAGGAGAGGUGGGGGGGUCUCAGACUCACUGACCUGGCAGCAGCUCGACGGCUGGCAGUUAACAGCGCCGACCUGUAACCCGCAGCCUCGUAAAUUGAGCUUCAGCAACGAUCCGCUGCAGACUAAUUGAGGAGCGUCUGAAGCCAGGUCUCUGCUGGCUCCGGGUGGCGGCCGCCGCUUCCUAAUCCCCGCUGCGAAGCACCAAAAAAAAAAAAAAUAAAUAAAUACUGGAUCCAACCUGUUUACCUGAGAGCCAGAGUCGAAGUGCAAAAACCAGUCCAAGUCUUCAUUUGCUGCACUAAACUUUAAAAAAGAAGAAGGAAAAAAAAAAACCUUUAACUGGAGCUCCAGAAGCUUCUUAAGUACGCGGCCCUGGGGCCUCAGGUCUGAAU